UGUCCUCCUGCACUGCCUCCACAGUACGGUGAGAAGCCCACAGUCUGCAGCCAGCAUGCCUGAGAUCACCACAGACCACCUGGAUGAGAAGCAGGUGCAGCUGCUCUCGGAGAUGUGCAUCCUCAUCGACGAGAACGACCAGAAGAUCGGCGCGGACACCAAGAAAAACUGCCACCUUAACUCGAACAUCGACAAAGGUUUGCUGCACCGAGCUUUCAGCGUCUUCCUGUUCAACAGCGAGGACAAGCUGCUCUUACAGCAGAGGUCCGACGCCAAAAUCACUUUUCCAGGCUGUUUCACGAACACAUGCUGCAGUCACCCUUUGCACACAUUCAGCGAGCUGGAGGAGAAGGAGGCAUCAGGAGUGAGGAGGGCUGCUCAGAGGAGACUCAAAGCUGAGCUGGGAAUCCCUCUGGAGCAGGUGCCUCCAGAUGAAAUGACGUACUUAACGAGGAUCCACUACAAGGCCCAGUCGGACGGGAUUUGGGGAGAACAUGAGAUUGACUACAUUCUCUUUAUGCAGAAGGACGUGGACCUGAGUCCAGAUCCCAAUGAGAUCAAAAGCCACUGCUACGUGAGUAAAGAAGAGCUGAAAGCCAUGUUGGAAAAGGCCAAGCGCAAGGAGCUGGAGAUCACCCCCUGGUUCAGCCUCAUCGCAGACACCUUCCUCUUCAAGUGGUGGGACAACCUGCACAACCUCAAGCAGUUCAUGGAUCACAACAACAUCCACCGCAUGUGACCACCAUCAGGGUCCACACCCGGCAGUUCCAAUAAAGACUGUCCCCCUGCUGGACUGGGUUUCAGCUGGGAGCUGAGGUCGAAACACGUGUUACCUACUUCUGUCAUGAGACGCAUGCAGAAGGUUUUUAAGGUCCUGGAAUGUUUUUAUCCAGCAUGGAGGUCACGUUCACAGGUGUCCGUUCAGUCGGAUUUCAAAUGUUCAGAUUUGUUAUGUAGAAACCUGCAGAGUUCUUGACAGUCCUUCUGAAAUCAGGUAUUUUUCUAUGAAAAUGCUAAAGUGCCUGGUAGCAGGUCAUUAAGCUGAGAUGAUUUACUCUGAAAUGUAGAUAAUAUCAGUGAACAAAUGGUCUUUUUAACUUUUACAAAAUAAAAUGUUUUACUGUGUUUGCUUGACA
Molecule: messenger RNA, 1136 nt
Organism: Austrofundulus limnaeus
Lineage: Eukaryota; Metazoa; Chordata; Actinopteri; Cyprinodontiformes; Rivulidae
Gene: idi1
Product: isopentenyl-diphosphate delta isomerase 1
Exons: 5
Coding region: 56-739 (227 amino acids)
Biological process (GO): isopentenyl diphosphate biosynthetic process; isoprenoid biosynthetic process
Cellular component (GO): cytoplasm
Molecular function (GO): isopentenyl-diphosphate delta-isomerase activity
Source: RefSeq, a predicted model, not a curated record